Nicotiana tabacum (common tobacco) is the source of this 642-nucleotide messenger RNA. The record is from RefSeq and is a predicted model, not a curated record. NCBI's taxonomy places the organism in Eukaryota, Viridiplantae, Streptophyta, Magnoliopsida, Solanales, Solanaceae.
CUAUAGUAUUCACCGCAACUAAUCCAAAAAUCACAAGAACAAAGCAAAGCUUAUAUAUACACUACACCAUCGAUGAAUACAUCGCAGUAUAUGGACAGGCAGAUAAUGGAUCUAACAAAUUCACAGAGCAACAAUGACUUCAUCAACCUCAUGAACCCUCACGAGGACAUUAGCGGCAGUACAAAAGGGGAAAGUAUUGUUCCGGGUUACGAAUUCCGCCCGAUUCGCCCAACUGGAUCAUCGCCGCCGAAAUCUCAUAUUGAUUCGGGUCAUAUCACUGGAGCUAGGGAUUGGAAUUCUGUUGAAUUUAAAAGCAACACUGCUAGAAUCAGAAAUUAUGGUUCUCUUGACUCACUUGCACCGGCCAAACUCAGUGGGGAUAAAGAUCUGAGCACUGUUGAUUCAUCUUUGUUAUUUGAAAUUGAUCAUACAGUGAAAGAUUACGCUGAUAAUCUUCUACAUGCAAUAGAGAGCAUGAGUGCUCGACUAUCACAAGUAGAAACUCGAAGUCGCCAGAUUGAAAGUUCUCUUGAUGGCCUCAAGCUUUCUGUUGAUAACAACAAUGGGAGCACUGACGGAAAACUGAGACUGGUGGAAAAUAUUUUCAGAGAGGUAUCAUCUUUCAUAUAACUUCUUCUAUAU